This is a messenger RNA of Cotesia congregata, 408 nucleotides long. Lineage: Eukaryota; Metazoa; Arthropoda; Insecta; Hymenoptera; Braconidae. The record is from the annotation of a GenBank genome assembly.
AUGUUAAGAUUUUCCUUGAUAUCUCCCAAAAAAGUUGGUGACGACAUUGCCAAAGCGACCAGUGACUGGAAGGGAUUGAAAAUCACCGUUCAAUUGACAAUCCAAAAUCGUCAAGCAACUAUCUCUGUUGUUCCAUCUGCUGCCUCGCUAGUCAUCAAGGCCCUCAAAGAACCACCACGAGACAGAAAGAAGCAAAAGAACAUCAAGCACAGUGGAAAUUUAUCUCUUGAUGAUAUCAUCGCAAUUGCUCGUACAAUGAAGCCACGUUCUAUGUCCCGUAACUUAAGUGGGACCAUCAAAGAAAUUUUGGGAACUUGCCAAUCUGUAGGAUGUACUGUCGAAGGAAGACCACCCCACGAUCUUAUCGAUGAAAUUAAUGCAGGAGAACUCGAAGUUCCAGAAGAAUGA